AUGAGCCCAACAAGCCAAUUCCCCAUCCUGGACUCCCACAUCCACCUCUUCCCAGCUACACACUUGGAAACCCUAUCCUGGCACAGCGACAACAACCCCCUCGGCGCACAGCACAGUAUAGACGAAUACAAAGCCGCCAUAAAAGCCAAUGAAUCAGCAGUGCGCGGAUUCAUAUUCCUGGAAACAGACCGUCUCUCCUCAAUCACAGAAACCCAAUCAUCAGAAUCAACCCCGACCUCCUCUCCAACGCACGGGUGGACCCACGCCCUUGAUGAAGUCUCUCUCCUCACGCGCAUAGCGCUAGGCGAGCCAAUCACCGGCGAGGGACACAGUCCAGCCGAUAAGGAUCUCGUCUGGGGAAUUAUUCCCUGGGCACCGAUUCCUGGCGGGGAAGAUGUGUUGUCCAAGUACAUGACCCAGGUCAAGGAACGGACGAGGACGGCUGAGGUUUGGGCGAAGAUUCGGGGGGUGAGGUAUCUUGUGCAGGAUAAGCCGGCGGGUACGAUGCUUCAGGAUGGGUUUGUCUCGAGUUUGAGGUGGCUCGGUAGGGUUGGGCUUACGUUUGAUCUUGGGGUUGAUGCUAGGUCUGGGGGCUUGGGGCAGUUGAGGGAGGCGGUUGAGAUGAUGGAUAGGGUUUAUGGGGUUGAUGAUGGGCAGGCUGUGACUAUUAUCAUUAACCAUAUGUGUAAGCCUAACCUCCGUUUGUCGUCUACUGAGGUCCGCUCUCAUCCCGAGUUUUUGGAGUGGAAUGAGCUUGUUUUGAGGAUGGCUCAGGCUCAUCCGAAAACUUAUAUGAAGCUGUCAGGGGCUUUUUCUGAGAUUGAACCAUUGGACGGAGAGUCGGAGCCUGAUUUCGAUGCUAUUGUUGAGCGUGUGCAGCCUUGGACAGAUGCUGUGUUUGAUGCUUUUGGGGUGGAGCGUGUGAUGUUUGGAUCGGACUGGCCGGUUUGUAAUAUUGGUGGUGGUGGAAAUGAUGUUUCUUGGGGGAGAUGGAAGCGGGUGGUUGCAGAGAUUAUAGAGCGGAGGGGUUUGUCUGAUGUUGAAAAGCAAGGGCUUUGGAUGAAGGUUGCAGAGGAUGCUUAUGGGUGUGGAAGCUUAGGUGUUUCCUUUUAA
This is a messenger RNA of Penicillium nucicola, 1113 nucleotides long. RefSeq lists its product as uncharacterized. The transcript is spliced from 2 exons. The coding region runs from base 1 to 1113 and encodes 370 amino acids. The record is from RefSeq and is a predicted model, not a curated record. Gene Ontology annotation, molecular function: hydrolase activity. Lineage: Eukaryota; Fungi; Ascomycota; Eurotiomycetes; Eurotiales; Aspergillaceae.